AUGGCGGAUGCCAGUUGGUCGAAGAAUGGUCCAGUCCUUAGCACUGCCGGGCCUGUCGUCAUCGGAAAGUCGGAACCUCGUGCGGCGCUCACUGUCGAUGGAGACAUCUACACGAGUGGACGCGUGGUGUGCCCAUCUGAUAUUCGUUUGAAGGAUAACAUCACGGAGAAGGAGGCCAAGGAAGCGUUGGAGAAUCUUCAGAAAUUGCGCAUUGUUGACUAUUUCUACAAGCCAGAGGUCGCUGAGAAAUGGGGAAUGCCUGAGGAGCAGAGGAAGAGAACGGGAGUGAUUGCUCAAGAGCUGGCUGCCAUUAUUCCAGACGCUGUUCGGGAUCUCGGAGACUACCUGACUGUUAACGAAUCACGUGUAUUUUACGAGACUGUUCUCGCUACCCAGGAAUUGUGCCGUCUCACCGGAGAUCUCGACCAGAAGAUUGAUGAGAAGGUCGCUGAGAUCAGCAGACGUUUGGCUGAGUAUGCUCAGAAGAAAAAGAUGCUUAGCUCGGUCGGAUCCAACCUCAACUCGGAGGGCAGAUCGCUCAACACGUCGCGUACUUCUCUUGACUCGUCUUCCACUGCGGUCACCAUCACUAACACCAAGCGAAAUCGCCGCAACCGCAAGAAGGCGCAGCGUCAGCCACCAAAGUCGAAGAUGACCCACGGAACCAUUAUGGGACUGGUCGGCACCAUGGCCUUCUGCCUGCUUGCCAUGUCCGCUCUCUACAUUCUCGAUUGGCACAACCGCAACUACGGAUAUCAUCACGCUUCCCCGUCCUCGACUACUUCUGGACCGAAAGAAGGUCCCGGAAACAUUGUUAUUCCACUUGGUUAGUUGUAUAUCAUUAUUUUAUUUAUUUAUAUAUUUACGUUGUUAACGUGAAAAUGAUUAGAGAAGAGAGAAAAUAAGGAGAGAGAGAAAAGGGAAGGAAGAAGGGAUAAGAAUAAGGAUAAAAGGAAUGGGGAAUUUUCAGCUACUUGCCAACAAAAGAAAAAAGCUCAUCAUUUCACAGAUGCCUGAUUAUGACACUCCAUAAUAACUACUGAUUUCAGAUCACUACACACCGUUCAGUCAGCCCGAUGCCCCUCCGCUCGCCCUUUGUCCCCUGAACAACUGCCGUGCUGUCUGUUGCGAGGCAUACGAUAAGGAACAUGAUGGAAUGCCACAGGUAUCAUUAUAAUCGCAGUACAAUGUAAACCCAUUCACUUUGUUUUCAGUUCGAUUAUGACAGCAGCCAAAUGGAGGACGGCGAUUACUCGUACAAGCCGGAAGCUCGCUCGGACUUCCAUAUGAAAGGAUUUGGAAAUGACGUGAAAAUAUUCCUUCCGGAUUUCGGGGUUUACAUUGAUGAGCGCUAUUGCAUUGAGAAGAGCUGCAGCAAAAAGAGAAACAUGUUUAAUCUGUUUAUCCCAAUGACUCGCUGGAUGCCAGCCAGUGAAUUGGAGAUUGAAAUAGAGUACGUUAAAUGGACAUUGUUUUUGUUUACAUGAGUAUAAACCAAGUGUACUUUCAGAGCUCCUAUUUCGAUGAGCAUCAACAGCUGUGGUUUCAUCGAAGAGUUCGACAACAUGAAAUGCGGAGAAGUCGGAGACACCGUCACUCAUACGGACACUCCGACCGCCAGAAGGGUCAUCGAUAAGAAAUUCCGAUUGAGUGUCGGACAGUGGAGCCAAUCUGCAUACCGCUUCCGUGUCGGAUUGUCGACCGAGUUGUGCAAUAUUCCGGAAGGAACAUUUGGGGGAUUCUACCAGGAGUAUAACCUUGUAUUCUACCGCGUUUGCAAGAAAACGAACGGAACAGCUAUUGAAAACUAA
This is a messenger RNA of Caenorhabditis sp. 36 PRJEB53466, 1811 nucleotides long. The record is from the annotation of a GenBank genome assembly. NCBI's taxonomy places the organism in Eukaryota, Metazoa, Nematoda, Chromadorea, Rhabditida, Rhabditidae.